Messenger RNA from Aaosphaeria arxii CBS 175.79, 551 nucleotides. RefSeq lists its product as uncharacterized. The coding region runs from base 141 to 446 and encodes 101 amino acids. The transcript is spliced from 2 exons. The record is from RefSeq and is a predicted model, not a curated record. Lineage: Eukaryota; Fungi; Ascomycota; Dothideomycetes; Pleosporales.
GAAUAGGGCGAGAGAAAUUCAAAGGGAAAGGGAAAGGAAAAGGAACAAGGAAUGGCAUAUGGGAGGCGGUGAGCAUCAUGGGAUGUGUCGGCUGCUAGUAUCGUGAUGGCAGACAUACUCCGUAGCUGUGCAGCUUGUUCAUGGUAAUAAAAGCCCCUUUGACCCGCGUCCCCUGCUUUUGCAAGAUUUCCCCUCGAUUCCGGUCUUUCUUUGUUUUGUGUAUUGCUCCCGUUCUGGAUUGCCCAACUUCGCCAGCAUUGCUAUUGUUAUUAUCGUUGUAUAGCCGCCGCCGCCGCAAUUCACUCGACCAGGGUGGCCCACAAAGAGACCGCACGCCCCUGUUCUUCUCCUUGCAGCUCCUCGACAAUCUCCUUUCCUGUCCUCCACCAGCUCCUCUCCCAAACAAUCCCCAAGGAAUAAUCCGGUGGUUUCGGCUUGUCGCCUAAUAAUCUCCCUCGACAAACUAUCGUCUCCGUCACCUGCGCAAACCGUUUGUCACGAGAACGUCUGACUGCACUUGGCUGCACCGCACCGCACCGCAUCGCACCACA